Messenger RNA from Ornithorhynchus anatinus (platypus), 792 nucleotides. RefSeq names its product formation of mitochondrial complex V assembly factor 1 homolog (gene FMC1). The record is from RefSeq and is a predicted model, not a curated record. NCBI's taxonomy places the organism in Eukaryota, Metazoa, Chordata, Mammalia, Monotremata, Ornithorhynchidae. Gene Ontology annotation, cellular component: mitochondrion. The transcript has 2 exons. Bases 18 to 359 code for a protein of 113 amino acids.
GGGCGGGGCCGGAGAAGAUGGCGGGCCUGGGGUCCCCGGCGCGGACCCUGCGCGGCCUCCUGCGGGAGCUGCGCCUGGCCGGGGCUCGCAACGACACCGCCUAUCGCGAUACGGCGGCCUAUCGCUACCUCCUCCACGCCUUCCGGGCACACCGGGUCACCGGCGAGAAGCUGUGCCGAGCCCAGCACGAACUGCACUUCGACGCGGCCACCUACCUCUGCCUCCUCCGUAGCGUGCGGGAGCACGUGGCCCUGCACCGGGAGUUCCACGGGCGAGGGGAGCGCUCCGUCACCGAGUCCGCCGGCAUGGUGGGGCUGCAGCUGCCCCGCCAGCCCGGAGGGAAGGGCUGGGAGCCCUAGGCCCGGGCGACGGCCGGUCCUCCGCGGCCCCAGCCCCACGCCAUCUGGCCUCCGCCCGGCCCUCUUCCCAUGAAAAGGUCCUUCCCGACGGACGUGGGGCCGAACGCGCCCGCCUCCGAGCCGGCCCGCGGGGAUCGGGGAGCCGGACGGACGCGAGGGCUCCGUUCGAAUUCUCAGGAGGGGAUCCCGUCCGCCCGUCCGAGCCUCCUGGGUCAGUCCGGCUUCUCCGGACUCCGGCCCGGGAGACGCGGCCCCGGGGCUCCUCCGCGGGGGCCUCGCAGCCUGGAAAGGCCGUCCGCGGGAGGAGAACGGGGAAGCCCACCGAGCCUCCGGUCUGGCGCGCUAGAAAACCGGGAGGCCGAAAAGGGGUUUGAGGAGCCCCUCGUCGGGGACCCCCAAAGCUAAUAAUAAAGAUCUGUCAAAUACGGGAAGA